Messenger RNA from Musa acuminata subsp. malaccensis (wild Malaysian banana), 1307 nucleotides. RefSeq lists its product as uncharacterized. The record is from RefSeq and is a predicted model, not a curated record. Gene Ontology annotation, cellular component: endoplasmic reticulum; membrane. Lineage: Eukaryota; Viridiplantae; Streptophyta; Magnoliopsida; Zingiberales; Musaceae. Gene Ontology annotation, biological process: lipid homeostasis.
ACUCGGAGGAGACGCCCACCACGCCAACCACGACUCCCGUCGUCCUCUUCUUGGUUUCCGGUUUGGGGAUUCCUCGCUACAAUCCCUCGAUCCAGCACACGCCCAUCUGUUGUUCCUCCUCCUCCUCCUCCUCUCCGCUGCCGCCGAAGACUUCUCUCGAGCCAGCUCCGCUGCGAGAUUUUCCAGAAUCUGGUUAUGGCACUAAAGUUCUACAGGUAUCAGGCAGAGUUACUAGUCAAGAAUUACUUGCUGGCAGAUCCAUACAUUUCAUAUACUUCGGUGCUAGGUGGCAUUUUUCUCUGCAAGAUGGCAUAUGAUUUUACCCAGUUCAUCAGUUCUUUUUACUUCAAGGGUUACAGUUCCCUAACAAAGAUCCAACGGAUUGAUUGGAAUAAUCGGGGUAUGUCUAGCAUCCAUGCUAUCUUUGUAACAAUAAUGUCAAUUUACUUGGUGUUCUGCUCCGAUCUUUUCUCUGAUAAUACAAUCAACCUACCCAUUACAUUCCGAAGUUCAUCUCUCUCUACAUUUGGGUUGGGGGUCUCUGUUGGGUAUUUUCUUGCAGACCUUGCUAUGAUAGCUUGGUCAUACCCUUCACUCGGUGGAAUGGAGUAUGUUCUCCACCAUACACUUUCAGUGAUUGCUGUUGCUUACACCAUGCUGUCUGGGGAAGGUCAGUUUUACACAUAUUUGGUCCUUAUCUCUGAGAUAACUACCCCGGGAAUUAAUUUGCGAUGGUUUCUUGACACUGCAGGAAUGAAGAGGUCUCAAGCCUAUGUUGUGAAUGGCGCCAUGGUGUUCUUGGCAUGGCUGGUUGCAAGGAUUUUAUUGUUCAUCUACUUGUUUUACCACAUUUUUCUGCAUUAUGAUCAGGUCAGGCAAAUGCGUAGCUUUGGCUACCUCCUAAUUUUUGUGGUACCAUCAGCACUGGCCAUCAUGAACAUAAUAUGGUUUGGGAAAAUUUUAAAAGGGCUGAGGAAAGCCUUGAGCAAGGGAAAAUAGAUGAUGUAUCAGGUGUUUUCUUUUUUCCUGUAUAAAUUCUUGUUUUUCUUAGUUAGUUCCUUUUUAUUGAAACUAAGAGGACGUGAAACUUAAAAGAACAAAUCGCCGAAGCUAAUGAUCAGAAAGAUAUGAUGUCAAAAAGUCCAGUUAUCCUUUUUUAAAAAAAUAUUUAUUUUUAUGUAUCUAUUGUAUUUUCUUUUGAUAUGGACAUAGACCUGGCUUCACGUCUCUGUUAGUAAAAAUCUAGUGAACAUAUGGAUUGCUGACUCCAAAAUUUAUAUAAGAAACAACUGAUGCAAUUUAAUUCA